Molecule: messenger RNA, 2942 nt
Organism: Pogoniulus pusillus (Red-fronted tinkerbird)
Lineage: Eukaryota; Metazoa; Chordata; Aves; Piciformes; Lybiidae
Product: kinesin-like protein KIF18B
Exons: 15
Coding region: 145-2736 (863 amino acids)
Biological process (GO): microtubule-based movement
Molecular function (GO): ATP binding; microtubule motor activity; microtubule binding
Source: RefSeq, a predicted model, not a curated record
GCUGGGGCGCAGAGAUGGCGGCCAGGCCCCGCGGGACUACAGCUCCCAGGGGGCACCGCGCCGAGAGGGCGGGCACGCGGGCGGCAGCGGGCGGAGCUGGCGGCGCUCAGCAGCCAAUGGGAGGCUGCGCUCGGCCCUUGACCAAUGAGCGCGGGGGGCGUGGCCGGCGGGACGUUUGAAGCCCCUGCGGAGGAAGCAGCUGAGUGCGCUCUCAGGACUUUCGAGCCCGGAGUUGUGUUUCUCGGUGUACUUCAGCCGGUGAUUUCCAGAGCUUUGCUUGAGUCGCUGCUGUGCGGAGCCCAAGGGCCCUGCCCGGAGCCCGCUGCGGUCGCCGCCGCCGCCGCCAUGGCGCUGGUGCCUCCCCCCGGGGAGGGCACCGUGGCCGUCAUGGUGCGAGUGCGACCCCCUGCAGCCGGCGAGAGAGCCGCGCAGCAGCCGCUGCUGAGAGUCGUCGACCGCAACACCCUCGUGUUCGACCCCGAGGGGCUGGGUGGUGCCUCCGGCCCUGCGCUGCCUGCCCGCGGCACCAAGCACCCGAGGAAACAGCAGAAGUUCGUCUUCGACCGGGUGUUUGGGGAGCAGGCGAGGCAGGAGGAGGUGUUCCAGCACGCCACCCGCGACAUGGUCGGCAGCGUCCUCGACGGCUACAACUGCUCCGUGUUUGCCUACGGUGCCACGGGAGCAGGGAAAACCUUCACCAUGCUGGGCUCGGAGCAGAGCCCUGGCAUCAUCUACCUCACCAUGGUGGAGCUGUACAAGAGGCUUGAGGCCAUGAAGGAGGAGAGGACCUAUGAGGUCCUGGUCUCCUACCUGGAGGUCUACAACGAGCAGAUCCAUGACCUGCUGGAGCCCAAGGGCCCUCUGAGCAUCCGGGAGGAGCCUGGCAGGGGAGCUGUGGUCCAGGGCCUGUCCUUCCACCAGCCCAGCUCGGCAGAGCAGCUGCUGCAGAUGCUGCUGAGCGGCAACAGGAACCGGACGCAGCAUCCCACGGAUGCCAACGCCUGCUCCUCCCGCUCCCACGCUGUCUUCCAGGUGUGCGUGAAGCAGCAGGACUGUGCCGCUGGGCUCGGUGGGGCCGUGCGAGUGGCCAAGCUGAGCUUGGUGGACCUGGCGGGCUCGGAGCGAGCUUCGGUGGCCAAGACGAGGGGCGAGCGGCUGCGGGAGGGGGCCAGCAUCAACCGCUCGCUGCUGGCCCUGAUCAACGUCCUGACGGCGCUGGCGGGCGGCAGGGGCAGGAGCGGGCACGUCCCGUACCGGGACAGCAAGCUGACGCGCCUGCUGAAGGACUGCCUGGGCGGCAACUGCCGCACCCUCAUGCUGGCUGCGCUCAGCCCCUCGCCGCUGGCCUCCGAGGACACCUACAGCACGCUCAAGUAUGCCAGCCAGGCCAAGGCCAUCAGGGUCUCGCUGAAGCGCAACCUGCUGAGCGUGGACUGCCACGUGUGCGGCUACACGGAGCUGUGCGAGCAGCUGAGAGCCGAGGUGGCGGAGCUGCGGGCCAAGCUCCGUGCCUACGAGGAUGCUGCCCGGGGGUCCCAGAGCCAGGUGCCAGUGCUGCUGCCUGCCCACUCUUCUGGCCCCUCGGAGCUGCCCAGGGCUGUAGCUCCUGCCGUGAGCUGCCCCCCACAGCUGCAGUCCCUGCACGAGGAUGGCAGCUUCCUGGCUCCCGAAGUGGCCUCCGAGGAAGUGCAGCCCCAGGCCCAGCAGGAGGCUGCUCCAAGGCAGGAGCAGGUCCCAGCUGCAAGCACAGCUGCAGAGCUGAGCGGGGCCAGCCCAGCCCAGAGGAGCCAGCAGGGCUGUGAUGGGCAGGAGCCAGCUGAGAGCUCUGUGGCUGUGCCUGGCGCCCCUGUGAUCAGCUCUCCCCUGCCCGGCUGGCAGCACCUGGCUCCGCUCACCAGUGCCACGCUGCUGGCCCUCAGCCCCAUUAAGAAGAGGGAGAGGUCCCCUGAGAUGCCAACUUCUUCCCAGCUGGCAUCUCCCUGCGGCCUCUCCCCACGGGUGAAACGGCAGCGCAGGUGUGGGCAGCAAGCAGAGGCUGCCAGGGCAGGGCAGAGCCUGGACAGCCUCUGCCUGCCAGCUGCAGCCCCAGCACCCCCUGGCACCCUGCCAGCCUCGUCCUGCAGCUCCAGCCUGUGCCCAGUGACAGUCACCCAGAGCCGUGUGCCCCUGUCCCAGCUGGCAGCUCAGAGUGGCUGUGCCCUGCCCCAGCCCUCUGGCCCUGACCUCGAUGUCACCCAUGAGGUCUGCAGGCUGCCAGCCUCGGCCAGCAGGCCUGGACCCUUGGGCUGCAGCGUGCUGCAGGCCCCUGCCUGGGAGCACAGCCAGAGCCCCCUGGAGAAGCAGGAUGCCCUCUCAGUGCCCAAGGCUGCAGCUCCCAUUGUGAGCCACGACCUCAAUGUCACCUAUGAGGUCUGCAGGGUGCCAGCCUCAGCCAGCAGCCCUGAGCCCCUGGGCUGCAGUGUGUUGGAGGCCCCCAACAGCCAGAGCCUCCUGACCAAGCAGGAUGCCCCCUCAGUGCCCAAGCCCUCGGGCCGGGCAGGUACCACCAAGGCACCCUGUGUGCCCAAGCUGCCCUUGGUCUGCAGGGCAUCUGCCCUGAAGCAGAAGGCACAGGAGAGAGCCAUUUGCCCCACCCUGGGUGGGCAUCGGAGCCGCAUCCCCCAGCUGUGGAGCAGCAGGCAGAGAGCUGCCAAGGCCUCUGUGUGCCAGCCCCAGAGCAUCCUUCAGGGCCUCUGAGCGGCAGCGCAGGAAGAGGAGCCCAGAGCGUGCCCAGCCCCGGGCAGAGCAGGAGCCGCUGGGGCUGUGUGGGCAGCCCUGGGCACAGCGCUGGGGCAGGGGCGCGGCGCUGGGGGCCAGGCCCCGGCGGGACUACAGCUCCCGUGGUGCACUGCGCGGGGCGGGCGGCGCUGGAGAGCCAAUAGGAGGAGGCUGCGCUCGGCCAA